Messenger RNA from Tachysurus fulvidraco (yellow catfish), 7033 nucleotides. RefSeq names its product son of sevenless homolog 2 (Drosophila) (gene sos2). NCBI's taxonomy places the organism in Eukaryota, Metazoa, Chordata, Actinopteri, Siluriformes, Bagridae. Gene Ontology annotation, cellular component: plasma membrane. The transcript is spliced from 23 exons. The record is from RefSeq and is a predicted model, not a curated record. Gene Ontology annotation, biological process: Ras protein signal transduction; positive regulation of GTPase activity. Gene Ontology annotation, molecular function: guanyl-nucleotide exchange factor activity; protein heterodimerization activity. Bases 707 to 4714 code for a protein of 1335 amino acids.
AGUCCCAUAGGCAGCGGUGCGCGCGCGCGCGAUUUCUCUGACAAGCGCAGCGCGAGCACACUAACAGGGCAACAUCUGAAAAACAAUCAAACAAAACAAACAACAAAUAAACAAAUAGGAGCUCCUGCUCGCGGAUUAACACCCGGACAGCACCGGAUUAUCUGUGGAAGUGUUUUAUUUUGUUGGAGCAUGUAAACGGACAGACUCCGGGUGAAGAUGACAAACACACGCGCACUGAACCGGAUUGUGCCCCGGUGUGCGCUGAGGCCCCAGCUGUGCCCGCUGCUGCCAGAUGUGCCGUUAGCUUAGCAUCAGAUUCGGACUGCAAAUGCUAAAUCUGAUUUGCAUAACUAUUAGACAAUUAGUUUGGCUAAUCACAGAUAGCCAGUUAGCAUAACCGCAGGCAUCUGAGGUGUUAGCUUAGCCGGCUAAUCACAGUUAGCUAGCUGGACAAUUCGUCAGUAUUAGCUCGGCUAAUUAGGCGAUUAGCAUAACUGUGGGAGCUAAUUACGGUUAGCCAUUUAAUAUUUACACUAAAAGUUAGUAAGAGGAAUAACUGAAGAAAACUAAAGGUUUUAAUUAAGUAACUCAUCAUAUGUAAGUUAGUUAGCCGGUGGCUAUCUCGUGCUAAGCGGGCUGCACUGAGUGCGCAGGCCGAUGAGGAGAGCUCAAACCCGGGCACGGGCCACGGCGUCGCUCCGCAGGCAUGCAGCAGCCCGGAUACGACUUCUCCAGCGAGGAGAACAGCUCCAGGUGGAGAGGCCUGUUCGUGCCGGCGCUCAGAAAGGUGCAGUUACAGGUGCAUCCAAAUCUGUCGUCAAAUGAAGAUGCUCUGCAGCAUAUCGAGGAGCUCAUACUGCAGCUGCUUAACAUGCUGUGUGUCAGUCAGCCCAGAACUGUUUCUGAUGUGGAGGAGCGCAUCCAGAAGACGUUUCCGUACCCCAUAGAUAAGUGGGCCAUGUCUGACGCUCAGUCAGCUAUAGAGAAGCGCAAGCGCAGGAACCCUCUCCUGUUUCCUGUGGACAAGAUCCACCCUUUACUGAAGGAAGUGUUGGGCUAUAAGAUCGACUACCACGUCUCUCUGUACAUCGUGGCCGUGCUGGAGUACAUCUCAGCUGAUAUCCUCAAACUGGCUGGGAAUUAUGUGGGAAAUAUCCGACACUUUGAGAUCAGCCAGCAGGACAUAAAAGUCUCCAUGUGUGCAGAUAAGGUGCUGAUGGACAUGUUUGAUCAGGAGGAGGUGGGUCUGGUGUCUCAGUGUGCAGAGGGAAACUCAACCACAGGUGUGCUGAACUACGAUGACCUGGUGCGGUUGGAGAUGGCUGAGGAACGGCAGUACCUGCGUGAUCUUGACCUCAUAAUUAAGGUGUUCCGCCGAGCCUUCCUGUUCAACAGCAAACUCUUCAGCCCACAGGAUGUGGAGCUAGUUUUCAGUAAUAUUUUGGAGGUACAUGAGCUGACAGUGAAGUUGUUAGGUCUGAUUGAAGACGCAGUGGAGAUGACUGAAGAUGGCAGUCCUCACCCACUGGUUGGCAGCUGUUUUGAAGACCUUGCAGAGGAACAAGCCUUUGACCCCUAUGAGACUCUGUCCCAGGACAUUCUCUCCAAAGAGUUUCACGAUCACUUCAGUAACCUGAUGUCCCGCCCCACUGUGGCAUUACACUUCCAGUCGAUUGCUGAGGGUUUUAAGGAGGCUGUGCAGCAUGUUCUUCCCCAGCUGAUGAUGAUACCUGUGUAUCACUGCAUGCACUACUUUGAACUGCUGCAGCAACUGCAGGAGCGGAGCAUAGACCAUGAUGACCGGGAGCAUCUGAAACAGGCUCAGACGGCUCUGCUGAACCUGCAAAGCAGCAUUGAGCGCAUCUACAGCAAAAAACCUCCCCGCCGCAAACCAGGUGAACCUCUUUAUUGGCUAUAUAGCCGAACGAUUCGUAGUAAGCAUCUGGCCAUAAAGCGCAUGAGUGAGAUCCAAAGGAGCAUCGACGGCUGGGAAGGCAGAGACAUUGGUCAGUGCUGCAGCCAGUUCAUCCUGGAGGGUCCGCUUGUACGUGCCGGUGCCAAGCACGAACGCCACAACUUUUUGUUCGAUGGAUUGAUGAUUAGCUGCAAGGCCAAUCAGAGCUCACGAAUGCCAGGGGCAGAGUUCCGGCUGAAGGAGAAGUUUGUGCUGCGUAAGUAUCGUGUGGUGGACCGCGAGGACUCACAAGAUCUACGCUUCGCCUUCGAGCUGGUGGGGCGCGAUGAGGGCGGGGCUGUGUUCUGCGCACGCUCAGCUGAGGAGAAGAGUGCUUGGAUGUCGGCGCUCUUCAUGCUGCAGUGUAGAAGUACUCUGGACCGCAUGCUGGAUGCCGAACUACAGAAGGAGGAGGAGGAGCAGCCAUUGCGUUUGCCAUCUCCUGAUGUGUACCGCUUCACCGUGCGUGACUCAGAGGAGAACAUUGUGUUUGAGGAGCACAUGCAGAGCAAAACCGGCAUCCCCAUCAUUAAAGCAGGGACUGUGGAAAAACUCAUAGAGAGACUCACCUACCACAUGUAUGCAGAUCCAAAUUUUGUGCGAACGUUUUUGACGACUUAUCGUUCUUUCUGCAAACCACAAGACCUCCUCACACUCCUCAUUGAAAGGUUUGAGAUCCCUGAGCCUGAACAGUUGGAGGCGGAACUUGAGUCGAUGUGGAACGGGAAUCAGCCAAUGGCAGCCGAGCUCCAGAGAUUCCGUAGAGAAUAUGUGCAACCUGUCCAGCUCAGGGUUCUAAAUGUGUUUCGCCAGUGGGUGGAGCAUCAUUUCUAUGACUUUGAGAAUGAUCCAGAACUACGCAUCAGACUGGAGGAUUAUAUCACCAACCCAAUGCAGCUAAGAGGGAAGUCUGUGCGUAAGUGGGUGGUGUCCAUUAAUAAGAUCAUUAAGCGGAAGAUGCAGAUGCAGCCAAAUGGCAUCAGUCAUAACAUUACCUUCGAGGUUCCACCGCCUCCUGUGGAGUGGCACAUCAGCCGGCCCGGCCAGAUCGACACCUUUGACCUCAUGACCCUUCACCCGAUUGAGAUCGCACGUCAGCUCACACUGCUGGAGUCUGACCUGUACAGGGCUGUGCGUCCGUCCGAGUUAGUGGGCAGUGUGUGGACUAAAGAAGAUAAAGAGAAGAACUCGCCCAACCUGCUGAGGAUGAUCAGACACACCACCAACCUCACACUCUGGUUUGAGAAGUGUGUGGUGGAGGCAGAGAAUUUGGAGGAACGGGUGGCGGUGAUGAUCAGGAUAAUUGAAAUUCUGCAGGUUUUCCAGGAGCUCAACAAUUUUAACGGCGUUUUAGAGAUUGUUAGCGCCAUCAACUCCGUACCUGUUUACCGCCUGGAGCACACUUUUGAGGCUGUGCCGGAGAGGAAGAAGAGGUUUCUGGAGGAGGCAGUGGAGCUCAGUCAAGAUCAUUUUAAAAAGUAUCUAGCCAAACUCAAAUCCAUCAACCCACCGUGUGUGCCUUUCUUCGGUAUCUACCUGACCAACAUCCUGAAAACAGAGGAGGGGAAUCCGGACUUCCUGAAGCGUCAUGGUAAAGAUCUAAUCAACUUUAGCAAGAGACGCAAAGUGGCUGAGAUCACUGGGGAGAUCCAGCAGUACCAGAACCAACCGUACCGUAUUGCGGUCGAAAAUGAAAUCAGGAGGUUCUUUGAGAACCUGAACCCCAUGGGCAGUAUGACUGAGAAGGAGUUCAGUGAUUAUCUAUUUAAUAAAUCUCUGGAGAUCGAGCCACGCAACAGCAAACAGCCUCCGCGAUUUCCCAGGAAGACAUCUUACCCUCUGAAGUCCCCGGGGGUGCGUCCUGUGAGGCAGGUGACGACCGGAGGUGGGAAUCGAGGACACCCUGCGCCGUUAGAGCGUGACCCAUUGCCUAAAAUCACCUUCAGGAGCAUUGCUGAGACCGAGACAGAGAGCAUGACCUCGCUGCCCACUUCCCCCAACACACCCGCCCAGACACCCCCCCCUUCCGCUUGCUCCGAGCUCAACUCUGUCUUCAUAGAGCAUGACACCAGUGGCACCAGUAUUUUUGCUACUGUCAUGCUGCCUCCUUCCAAGUUUCACUCAGUGUCCUGUGGCAGUUUGCAUCAGCUGGGUGAAGAGCUUCUGAAACCUCCACCACUGCCCCCCCGCAGGAAGGAUGCAUCCUCAGAGAGCAAGUUAAGUUCUAGAUCAGAAAGUCCACCCGCAGUUCCACCUCGGCUGAGAACUCCUCUUCCUCUCCCUUCUGUUCCUCGUUUCACACGUGGAAUCAGCGAGCAGACAGAUGGUUCCUCAAGCCCCCCACCACCUCCACCCCCACGUGACCCCAUCCCAGAAGUGAUGCCCCCCAUACCGCAGCGACCCCCUGAGAGCUUCAUCAACUGCCCCAUGAACCCCGCUGUGUCUCCAGUGGGACGCAUUCAUUGGGAUUACUGCAGCUCGCCCUCGUCCCCCUGCACCCCGCCAGGCACGCCCUCCCCUCGCCUCCCAUUCCCCCCUCCGGGCACCCCGUCCCCCCGCAUUCCCCGCCGUCUCUGCCCCUCCCCUGGUCCUGCUGUCCCCAGCCCGUGCCACCUGCCCCCUCCUAUUCCACCUAGACACAACUCCACGCCCCCCACCCUGCCCAAACUGCCCCCAAAGACUUACAAAAGAGAGUUGUCUCACUCCACACACACUCUCUCUCCACCAUCCAUACACACAUUGUCAGACAGCAGCCAGUGAGCAUGAGCCAUCAGAUCACUGCUGAGUCAAGAAGAGGUGGAGCGAUUCCAGUGUCCUGGAUGGACAGUUUAACUUAGCCCCACCCACUUUGGCCCAGGGGCAGGUGCUUGAGGACAUGUGGUGUGUGUAACUUUUGUAUACACUGUUCACUAACCCAAGCCCAUGUUUGUCAGAAACGGAACUCUCAGAACUUUUCAUUGGCACUCUCUGGGUCAGUGCUGAUUGUUACACAGGCUAAUGAUGUCACAUGGAGCCUGGACAGUGAUUGGAUGUUAGAGAUGGAGGACUCUCACUGCUGUUCUUUAUCAUGAUCAAACGUCUUAACUGCUACUCGGGAGGUCAGAGGUCAAAGGUGACUGACCCCUGUACCAAGUCCCUUUUAAGCUGCCUUGUUCUUACAGCCAUGAUCUUUGACCUGAGACUGUGACAGCCAUGAACUUUUGUCCCUUUGCUGAGAGGAGCGGACUCCGCGGUUCGGAGUGUGGUGUAGCUGAACUGUGUCUUUAUUUAAAGCCUUCACACCACCAAGAUGAUGUCUUAACAACACAAACAGUACAGUUUCCCUUCAGUGAUCAUCUGUUGUGAGUGUGUGCAUUGUUAGGAAGGGGAGCUUGUUCUUAUUGCCAGAUGACGACAUCCGAUGUGCCUUUUACACUGUUACUGAACAAAGUGACUUUCUAAAGCUUUCACCGUGCCCAGAACAAAUUGUACACUACAGCUAGGUGUGUGUGUGUGUGUGUGUGUGUGUGUGUGUGUGUGUGUGUGUGUUCUGUUCAGUAUUUUUUCUGCUCUUAUGUCUUCAUUCUGUGCUACAAAAACCCAAAAACACAACACGCCUUAAUAGCACGCUGACAAUCGUAGCAUUUCCCUCCUUCUCUUUCUGUCUCUCUCUCUCGCUCUCUCUGUCUGUCUCUCUGUCUCUGUGUCUCUCGCUCUCUCAUUUACUUUACACACAUACGUAACAAAGCCAUCCACAACUUUUACACUUUUAGUUAAGUGUUUAUGUAAAUGAAAGUGUUUACAGAUCCUGCUCUGUUAAUCCGGUCGGAUCUCAAACUGCACAUCAGACACUGCCAAACUGGUAUCUCGUAGCGGCACACCCUUAUUUUAGCAUCCUACCAUUCAGUGUACUACUUAUGCAAUUUGGGACAUGUCAGUGACCCAUGGCAAUGAUGGGUUAUGUCCCAAACUCUCCUAAUAAAAUACUCCUGUAGUAAAUAAUACACCAACAGAGGUACACACUUUAGGGAACGGUUGAUUAUAAACCCCUUGUUAGCUUCUUAGCUUCUGUCCCAAACCACAUACUAGUGUAUUAAACACUUUUUUUAAAGUGUGCACAAUAUUUUUAAUAUGCUAUUUAGUGUACUGUUUAAGGCUUGAGACAUAACAACAUAUAACUCAUGUUUUCUGAACUCACCGGUUUAACAAAUGUAUAAAUAAAACCAAAUGUGGCGAACUAUUUUGACGUAUUAUGUAGUAUCCUAUUUAUGCUACGUAUGUGGUUUGGGAUUGGAUAUACUAAUGUAAUGAAUAAUAUUAAUCUGACAUCUGGCUGUGUCCCAAACCUCUAUUAAUGCACUGAACAUUCUAAAGUCGGACACUGUUAAUAGUGUACUAUUUAUAAAAUUUGGGAUACUAUGGAAAGAUAACUAAAGGCUAAAUUAUUUCUGAUUUCUGACCCAAACCACUACUCAUGCACUAAAUAGUUACCAAAGAUGGAGUUUUAUUUCUUUUUUAUUUACACUAUAGGGCCGUACUGUUAAGGAGGUGCCCUCAGGUUACACGUGUCUCACCCUCAACAGUCACUGCAGUUUGUUUGUGUCCCAAACGCCUCAUUAGUGCCUGCUGUUGCUCCCUGCAUGUUCAGUCCUAACACAGCACAUGUCUACAAUCAGAGCUUAGACACACAGAAGUGUUCAUAUCAAUAAUGUCCAUCUCCCUACCUAGUGUCCUACCCAGUGUCUGUAGUGCUCAAUUACGACAUAGUGCCCUGACCGGCUUGCAUGCUAAUUGUGUAAACUCUGCCCACUUUCUGUGUUCACUUACAGUUUCUCCACUUACACUUUACCUGCAUGCUUACUGUAGUGCCUCCUGUGAUCUAGUGCCCUUAUUCAGCAUUCGGGACACAGCUGGACUCUCUGCGUCUCUACGCCUAAUUCAUUCUCCCUCAGACAAGUCCGCUUGAUAUUUUUAGGCUUAGAUUGGGCCCUUGAAUGCUCUGUUAAUGAUGUCAUGUUGUGUCGUGUGGUUGGUUGGUUGGUUGGUAUCCUGUUCUCUGUGGGACUCAUUAAUAAACAGCCAGUCUUAUUUUGUACAGAA